AUGGAAGCACAAGGGACUGCGUAAGUAACCGACCACAUGGCCCCACUUGGGAGCCAAACACAUCAAUCUCCGAUGUCCACUCAAUUCUGAGUGGCCACAUUAAUAGCACAACAGUAUUAAAUCUGAUCCACACACUUCCAAUGGGGUGACCCCAUUCCGACAAUAGGCAGGGGCUGACGUGGCAAUGAGAGGGCAAUGCAUAACGCCACGGAGGCAGACUUCAGUAUUAGUGUGGAUGUCGCAGUGUGGCUCGUGAUUGAUGGGACAAUUUGCGUCAUCAUUGUCACUGGCAACCUGGUCACCCUCUGCGUACUGCGCUCCAGCCUUCAGUUCUCUCCAAUCGUCUCCAGUCAAUUUGUUAUGAGUUUGGCCCUGUCAGACAUGGUGGUGGGGGCCACCAUGCCCUAUCACAUGGCCAUGAAACUCUCCCCCACCAUGGCAGCUGCUCGCACCACCUGCGUACUCAAAUUUGUGUUCAUACUGUUCGGCUGUUGUGCAUCCAUACUGAACAUGACAGCCAUAGCUGCUGAUCGCUACUUUGCCAUCAUUCAUCCAUUUAAAUAUGAGAGGACUAUGAAUGCCAGAAUAGCCCAGACAGUGUUAUUCGGUGGUUGGGUACACGCUGUGAUAUUCGCGACAGUGCCUCUCUACUGGAACAGCUGGCGGCCUGGUGUGUUGUGCGAGUUAGGGCGGGUUCUACCACGCUACUACACGACUGCCGUCAUCGCACCGGCCUUCGCCAUCAUCUGGGCCACCAUGAGCGUCAUCUACUGGCGCAUAUGGCGCGAGGCCAGUCGACAGGUCAUCAAACUGCGCCAGUUGCAUGUGUCGAGGCUGCGCCAAUCAUGCUUCCAGGUUGUACUCCUGGUGAUGGGAUGUUUCACGGUCUGCUGGCUGCCAUUCCUCGUGGCUGCGUGUGUACAAGCGGCUGGACACCAGGACCUCAUCUCCCCCACCGUGUACAAGGUGGUGCUGACCCUGGCUAUCAGCAGCUCAGCAGUCAACCCGCUUAUCUACGCCUGGAAGAACUCCGAGUUCAAGCGGACUUUGGGCACCUGGUCCGCUGCCGCACCGCAAGCCACUCGCUGCAGCACGAACGCUCCAGUAUGGACAAACACCCACGCAACAGUGCUCUCUUUAUUGAGACACACGCAAACACGGACUCUGUCUUCCACGAGUUGGAACAGUUGUAGUGCUAUUAUUUUUAUAAAUCGUUGUGUCCUUGUAUAUUUUUUGUUCCUAAGUUUACUUUCACCUCCUUGCAAUCCUAGUUUUCAAAAGAGACAAUUUGUAAUUUUUCUCACAAAAAUUGGCCAAUUGAUUUUUAGAAGACACACAUCUUAUUUAAUCUCUGUUUACCAGGGGACAAUGUGCUUGUGAUGGGCAGAUUUUUGGCAAAAUUUAAGCUCUUUUCUAAAAUAUAAAAAUAGCAUUUGUUACUUUGACACAGGCAUUUACAAAUUUGAAUAAAAGGUAAAAUUAUAAAAAAUAAAAUAAAGCUAAUAUUUGGGUUCCAUAUUUUAAUGAUUUAAAACUUUUUUUUUGGAAAACAUUAUUAAACAAUACAAAAUAAUUUAAUUGCCUUAAAAUGAGUGUUUAUUCCCUUUAAUACGAUUUUUAGACUAACAGGGAUUCUAUGCUAAACUGAGCCUGAGCAUCAAAAAAGUAAAUCAACUAAAGCAAGAUAAUUGUAUGCUACGACCCUUUGUAAAUGUAUACAUUUUAACAAAGCACAAAAAGUAAUAAAUUAUAUUUUCCUAUUUUUUCACAUUUACUGACUGAUGCUCGUUUGGGGGAGGCUGGGUAAUUUUUAAUCAUAAUUGGCCAACCUGCUUCUUUAGCUCAGAAUCAGCUGAUUGCUGCCAUUGUUGAUCUCAUUAGUUGGAUUGAAGAUUCGUCUUUAAAAAUUUGAUUUUUUCUUACUUUUGUUCAAAAUCUACAUUAAACUAGACCAUGUAAAAUCGUAACAGCCGUUACAUAACACAUACAAAAGUUUGUGUAGCAUAAAAACUAUACAUUUUUAGUAAAUGAACAUAUGCUGAAGUAGGGUUAAACACAUGUUUAAUUAAGUUGUGGAUGUACUUUUCAUUAUAAAUAUAUUUAAAUCAUGCAACGGGUAUUACACAUUUUUAAGUAACAGGUGUUACAAUUUUAAU
This is a messenger RNA of Homalodisca vitripennis (glassy-winged sharpshooter), 2156 nucleotides long. RefSeq names its product beta-1 adrenergic receptor-like. The coding region runs from base 196 to 1380 and encodes 394 amino acids. Gene Ontology annotation, cellular component: membrane. NCBI's taxonomy places the organism in Eukaryota, Metazoa, Arthropoda, Insecta, Hemiptera, Cicadellidae. Gene Ontology annotation, molecular function: G protein-coupled receptor activity. Gene Ontology annotation, biological process: adenylate cyclase-activating adrenergic receptor signaling pathway. The transcript has 5 exons. The record is from RefSeq and is a predicted model, not a curated record.